AGUCUACGACAGAGAGAGAGAGACACGCACACAUGGCACACGCAUAUAUAUAUAGAUAGAAAGCAUAGACGAAGCUGCAAUGAAGAAGAAUUGCUAGCUAAGGCAAAAGAAAGCUCGAUAUAUAGGAGGAAGACGAUCAAGAAGAAGAAGAAGAAGAGGGGACUAGGAGGAGUACGAGUAACCCAUAUACAUAUAUAUACACAUAUAUAUACGUUUAUAUAUAUGGAGUGGAGGAAGUACUAUUUGGAUUUGAUAUUGGUGCCAUUAGGGUUUAUGAUAAGCGUGGGAUACCAUGCUUGGCUUUGGCAUAAGGUCAGGACUCAGCCCCUCUCCACCAUCAUCGGUACCAAUGCCACCGCCCGUCGCUUCUGGGUCUCCGCCAUGAUUAAGGAUAAUGAGAAGAAGAACAUACUUGCAGUCCAGACCCUUAGGAACACGAUCAUGGGAUCGACCCUCAUGGCAACGACCUCAAUCUUGCUCUGCUCCGGCCUCGCCGCCGUCAUAAGCAGCACGUACAGCAUUAAGAAGCCCCUGAACGACACUGUCUACGGUGCUCACGGUGAGUUCAUGGUGGCCCUCAAGUACGUCACCCUCCUCACCAUUUUGCUCUUCUCCUUCCUCUGCCACUCCCUCUCCAUCCGCUUCAUCAACCAGGUCAACAUCCUCAUCAACACCCCGAGGGACCCCGAGAUUUCCAGCACCAUCACCCCCGACUACAUUUCCGAGCUCUUGGAGAGGGGGUUCCUACUCAACACAGUGGGGAACCGUCUCUUCUACGCAGCACUUCCCAUCCUCCUUUGGAUCUUUGGGCCGGUGCUCGUGUUCCUCUGCUCAAUUACGCUGGUCCCGAUCCUUUACAACUUAGACUUCGUGUCCGGGAGUCAGGGUGACCUCAAGAGUGGCCGAAAGAGUGUGGAUGUUCAUGACAAUAAUAUUUGCAGAGGCUGCGUGUGAAUUUUAUAUACAUAACUUUGGUAUAAUAAUAACCGGUUUAAUUGGACAACCCCUCUUUUACCUUUUGGUCAUUCUUUGCCUAUCGUUUCUUUCGGUAGAUUUUUCUUUGUCCAUCGUUUAAAAAAGACAAAAACUUGGGCAAAAUCUUAGGUAGAACAAAGGAGUGAUCAUUCCAAUGUCCAUUUUAACUUGAGAUUGGUUUAUUAUCAUAGUUGCUCUGUGAUAUUUCACGA
Molecule: messenger RNA, 1187 nt
Organism: Punica granatum (pomegranate)
Lineage: Eukaryota; Viridiplantae; Streptophyta; Magnoliopsida; Myrtales; Lythraceae
Source: RefSeq, a predicted model, not a curated record